AUGCUCAAGGCUGGUCCAGACAACCCAGAAGAUGGAAAAGGGUCCCAGAAGCUGGCUAAAAGAAUCAGAAACAUCAAGGAGUCAACAUCAUGGGUGAAGACAUCCACGGAGAACUACAAAACUGCCCUCUUUGAGAGCCGCUUCCCAAACCAGAACCAGAUCAGGAACUCCUGGCAGAACUCCCUGGACUUCCACCACUGUGAGAUGAAAAUGACCCCAAAGGAGUGUGAUGUCUUCAUGUGUGAGUGCUUCUGGAAUAUGUUCAAGACCCUCUGCCUCAUAUCCUGGGUCUCAGUCUGGGAUGACCUAAGAGAAGAAGGCACAUUUCCUGGGAAGAUGUGA
This is a messenger RNA of Apodemus sylvaticus (European woodmouse), 342 nucleotides long. RefSeq names its product cytochrome c oxidase subunit 6B1-like. The coding region runs from base 1 to 342 and encodes 113 amino acids. The transcript is spliced from 2 exons. The record is from RefSeq and is a predicted model, not a curated record. Lineage: Eukaryota; Metazoa; Chordata; Mammalia; Rodentia; Muridae. Gene Ontology annotation, cellular component: respiratory chain complex IV; mitochondrion.